Messenger RNA from Mizuhopecten yessoensis (Yesso scallop), 9618 nucleotides. RefSeq lists its product as uncharacterized. NCBI's taxonomy places the organism in Eukaryota, Metazoa, Mollusca, Bivalvia, Pectinida, Pectinidae. The transcript is spliced from 11 exons. The record is from RefSeq and is a predicted model, not a curated record. Bases 430 to 3381 code for a protein of 983 amino acids.
UACGAGACUUCACCGCGACUUUGCUUGUCAACAAAUAUGGCGUCGAAAUUGUGACCCUCCUCUUCACGGCGAUUUUUAACAGCGGAAAAUUUCCAUCCAUAAACCUACCAGUUGGAAGUUGCUGCCCGUGCUGACUAUGACACCGUGGUUUUAUCUCCUGCUUGUACACCAAACUAUAUCAAGGGAUAUGCUGUACGAUUUAUUUGAAGUGAAUGGAUAGCAAUCUCACAAAACUCAACAUGUUGACUGAUAUAAAUCUCACAUGAAAGGCAUACAUGCUGACAUUUGUAUAUCUUCUAACAUUUCAUAAGACCAGCUGUGUGUGCUGGCAUUCUGCAUAAAUCUAGUAUUUAUUACGCUUUGUGUAUAUACAGGUAUUUGUAAUCCUGAAAUUUUAUUAAGUGGUUAGCAUACAGAAAUUGUUUCUCAAUGAAUACAGAUUUAUUGGGCCUCAUAAGUCAUGAAGAGCUGUCGUUGCCUAUGGCAGCUGAGGGCCAGACAGUAGGAAAUGAGGAUCUAUUAAAUGAAUCUUCAAGUACAGACGACGAAGUGAAGGUCAAGGAUGUUGUAGGAGGUGUAACACAGACAGCACAGUCUACGGACACAGAGAUACCUGAUGAGUCUGAGGAGGAAUGCAAUCAACUGAAAUCCAACACAAAUUCCAAAGACACAGAUCUAGAACAGCCAUUGCUUGAUGAAACCAAAGAAACAGAUUCAGAGUUACAAUUUGUGUACAACACCAAAGAGGAAUCCUAUGGGGAUACAGUAUUACUCUUGCCUUUUGAUGAAAACAAUACAUCUUCAACUGAUGAAAUUGAGCCAAAAUACAUAGAUUCUGAAAAAAUUGAUGAAAAGAAGGAUAAUCUGACUGUCAGUACACCAUUAGAAUCUAUUCAUUUUGUUGAUGAAAGUGGAGACAAAGAAAGACUUUUGCAACCUGAUUCAGAUCUGUCAUUUAAUUCUGACGACAAAUAUCAGAAGAAGGUUGAUGACGAAAAAACUCACCCAGAUUACUAUUUGAAGGGGAGUGCUAGCCUGAUUGAAAAUCUGCCAAAAGAUACUGUUAAUGAAAGUCUACCAAAAGUAGAUGAAACUCCUCCUGAUGGUGGUCUGGAUGAAAUACAGAUCGCUAGUUGUCUAGAUGAAAAUCUGUCAAGAGAUAUCCUGGAUGACGCUCUGAUUGAACUGACUUCUGUACAACCGGUAGAGGCUGCAGGCCAUUUCCUGGAGCUAUCGGUAGAGGAUUCUGAAAACACACUAAGUAACGAAGCAACACCAGACAUGAUCACUGGACAUUUACACAAGUGUUCAAGUCAGGAGAGCAUGGAAAAGACCAGCAAUAGCAUCACACUGCUGGGCCUGGCAAGGGGAGACAAUCAGGAGACGGUAGAAUCAGACACAGAACAAGCAAUUUUUAUCCCAAGUGUCAAACUCAAGGGUGUCCUUGAUUAUCAAACUGGAAAAGAGAUUUCAGAUAGUGCUAACACAGCCACAGAGCCAUCGGAUAGUGUUACGGAAGCUACAGAACCAUCCGGUAGUGCUACAGGGACAUCACAUUCUUCUGCUGAAGCCGCAGGGGUCGAACACAUUUUGAAUGAACAUUCUUCAGAUGAUGAAACUGAGCCUAAAUCUGAAGAUGUGGAUGGUGAUGUGAUAGUACCAGAUCCUACUUUAGUUCAGGAAAACAAAGUGAUUGACCAGGAUUCUGAUAUAGAGGAAGGUCACCUGGAGGUCACUGCUUACCAGGAAACAGAGAAAAGUGAGGACGACAAAGUGUUGGUUUACGAGCAUCCUUUUGUGUCACACGUCAAUGUUGACAGUGUGAACUACCCGGAGUCAUGUCUAGCAAAGGAGAAGAAGAGGAAGAAGAAAGACCACAGCCUAAAAGACAGUGAGGAUCACAUCAAGAGUUUGUUAGUCAGUCUAAACCUGAAGCACCUAAAAGCAUUCCUGCGGACCAGUCUUUGGGCACAUGAUCACCAGAUGCGCGGGUUACUAUGGCAACAAGCCUGUAAAUACCUACACAAGGCAGGAGGCGACUUCUACGAGGAGAUGGUUGAUGAGCUUUAUAACCAGCAAGGACAGUCAGGGGAGGUCACUCUGCCAUCCUUGGUGGACUUUGACAACCUGCCAACGUACCAUCUGAACACACCUGGUAUCCAAUCUGUACAGAAAAUCCUGGCAGUGAUGCACCACACCAAUCCUGACAUCACAUAUUGCCCGACAUUGUUUGGUCUGGUCAGCGUCUUCCUUCACUACAUGACCCCGUCUGAUGCUUACAACUGUGCUUAUGGGCUGCUGCGAUCCAAAGAAACAUUCAUUAUGCAAACCAAAGUUUCAUUUGAAGCCACAAAGAUGGUGAUCAGGGAUCUUACCAAAACAUAUGCAAAGUCGGCGUAUGUGAACCUUGUGCGAAACACAAACAACAUUGAUGGUGUGUUUGACUCGUGGUACUGGUGGAUCUUCAGAGACCUUCCCUUUCCUCACCUUGUGUGUAUCAUAGACUGUUUUAUACUGGAGGGUAUCAAAGUCUUCUACAGGGCUGCUCUGGCUAUCCUCAUUCUGUACACCAAACAUACAGCCAAAAGGUCCAGAAGUAGCAGCAGACAUGGUCAUGCAGACGCAGCCACUUCCAUCAGACAGUUCUGUCGGGAGUUUCCGUUCCGUACAGAUAAACUCUUAAGAACAGGGUUUGGUGUUCGAGGCCUGACCAGAAAACAUAUAAAGAAGCUACAGAUCAAGAAUGAGAUGUACAUCAACAGUCGUCACUUGCAUACCUCCGCAUCUUCCCAGUCCAUGAAUGGACGUCGACGAGCAAACAGUGGACCAACAAACAUCCAUAUAGACGGAACGAGUACGAUCUUCACACAGGACAUGCUGUACACUGUUUGGUCGUGGCUGCCGCCCCGUUUUGCCGUCUGUCAGCCCGAGCUGCUGUAUACGUCAGAGGAGCACGGGACGAGUCUGAUGACACUGUACACUCGUGUGGAAGACCACCAACCGACUCUCAUCGUCAUCAAAACGACAAACGACGAGGUGUUUGGAGCAUUUUGUUCCACAUACUGGCGAGACAGAAAGCAUCGUACGAAAAACCUAUCGUACUUCGGAACAGGAGAGACAUUUAUCUUCACACUUAACCCAAAGAAACAGAAGUACUCGUGGGUGGGUCUCCAGCAGGAGGACAUUCCAAACACUGCCAAUAUGUUUCUGGCAGGGGAUAACUCUAUGUUGACAAUUGGGGGCGGAAACGGGGAAGCUAUACAACUGGACGCUAACCUGCUGCACUGCCGCACCGAAAAGUGUGACACCUUCCACAACGAACCGCUGUGUACAGGAGAGGACUUCACCUGUAAAGUUGUAGAGGUGUACGGAUUUGUAUGAGGACAUGUUUACCUGGUUAUACUAGGGAACAGAUACAAACAAGUUUUUACAUCCUGUAAGUGAGGAGAGCGGAACAUAGAUAUCUUUACCUAAAGUGAAUAAUAUUGAAGGCUUUGUUAGACGCUCGUAUAGGCCUGUGUUCACCACCAGUGGACACGGCUGGAAAAAAGACAACUAGACUUACAUAGAGUAUAUGAGGCAUACAGAUGAUCAAGCAGUUGUCUGAAUACUUGUUUCGUGAACAGGUACAUUGUUUGUAUUAGAUGAACCAAACUCAGCAGUAUACACAGCUCCACUCAGCAGACAUUGUCAUGGAAGGCUUCAUGAACGAGAGUUAUCGCUCUCAUACGUGUGUGAGAAAUGUUUGUCUUAAAUGACUUAUGAUAUCAUGAUUUGGGUAGUAAAUGUAAUGUAUCAACGCUGUACAUGAGAUGAUGGCAGGUUUUAGCCUUCAUGAAAAUUGAUAUUUAUACUCGAUAUUUAGAAAUGUACAUCAUUAUAAAGUAUUCUUUCAUGCAUGUUUACAGAAGAUAAGCGAUUUCACCCUCCUGGUAUUGAAUUGAGAGCUAAACCCUGGACAGGACCUUGAUUAUUUAGCAGUUGAGCUGCAUAUAUUUUUCCUAUUCAAUACCUCUCAGAGAGGAAUUUUCCAAUCUUCCACACACUCAUGUGAAUAGUGUACAUACUGCACAUCCUAGAUGUGACAGGUUGCUAUGGAUAUAUUCUCAGUAAUCCAAACAUGAUUAUGAUUGCACAAGGUAAUAUGGAAAUAAACUAAUGAUGAUGAAAGAAGAGAAUAAUAAAAAAAAUGUUGGUGGUUCUUCGUAGGUCAGUCGUGAAAUCGUGAAAAUAAUUGUACCACUCCUGGAUCCUUCAGGUUUGUACAGAUCCUGUAAUCAUUCUAGUGUAUAGAUAAAUGUACAGUCCUCCGAUCUGACCAAGAUGUGUGAAGGUUGUCUGGAGGAAUAGGGAAAAGUGUGUAAUAUUGUACUUAUCUAGUCAGUGUGCUUUGUGAACAGCAGCCAUUAAUUUUAAAAAAAAGUUGGAAAAAUGAAAUAAAAAUAAAAUCACAUAUAAAAGGGAUUGUCAAAAGUAUAGAGCUCUUAAGGAGGCGAGUCCUGUCAAACACUUUAUCUCUGUUUAUAUUUUGUUAAACCUGUAUAUUUACACAAAAACAGUAACUGUUAUACUACGGAAUGAUAAUAGCUUAGCGAUUUCACGGUCCACUGGAUAUGCUACGUAAACCUGCUUAAUGUGUUUCUAUAAAAAAAAUACAAUAAGUCUUUCUUUCAUUUUUAACCCAUUGUUAUUGUGAAUUGGCAAGCAAUUUCAAGUCAAAAAUGCCACACAAAUAGGAACUCUCCUUCAUUGGAGAUACAAAACAGAGUAGUUGGACUCUCUACAUUAUGUCAAUAAAAUACAUUUGUUUCUGUAAUAUUCCAGUGUCUUGCUAUAUUUUACCUGUGGUAACUUGUUCAAUGGGGUGUUUAAUAGCCGUUAAAAAUGAUCACUGGUUAGUUACAAGAUACACAUCAGCAGUUGUUCAAAAAUUCAUUUAUAUUUACCAGUUUAACCGAAAAACAUCAGAAAUUCAGUGAUUCACGUGAAAUAAUAUUUUGCCAAAAAAUAUCCAUCACAUUAGGAAAUUUAUAUUAAUAUGUUUAAAGAAGUUCAUUACUGUUUUAUGGGGUUUUUUUAGGUUGAAGAGUUUUCUUAUUGUCUAUCACAUAAUGAGAUUGAUAAUAAAGAGAUAAUUCUUUCAUAAAAUAUACCCAAAAAUAUAUAAAUAUCAGGACAGGUAAAGAAAAUAGAGAUAAAGAUUGACCCAAUAAUAGUUGUCAUUACAGGUAAUACUAUCAGGUGUGAAAGGAAAGCUGGCCUGGUUAAUCAUCGUCUAAUUAAGCAGCUUAACUCUGUCACCCCUGAAAUUUCAUAAUGGACUAUUCUAACCUUUGAAUUGGAAGAGUUCAAAUGUGUGUCUUCAAAGGUUAAAGAGUUAAAGAGUCUUUAACACAAUUUUUAAAAACAAACUGUUUGAGAAUUACUGCUGAAAAAGAAACAUAAUAAUUGGUGUCUUUUUUUCUUAGGAAUACUAUUUCAAAUCCAUAUAUGCUUGGGUUCGAAAUUCAAUCUAAAACAUAUAUGGAUAAGAAAUAGUAUUCUUUGGUUGGCAGCCAUGCAAUAUUUUUUAAAUUUUACUUGAUAAGAAAUGUUUGAUUAAAUUUUUGGUAAGCUGAUAACAACUGAUUCUUGGUGGACCAAAUUGUUGAAAUCAUCGUUAGCUAAUUAACACAUUAAUUCACCCCUGAAAUUUCACAAUGAAAUAUUCCAACCAUUGAAUUGGAAGAGUUCAAAUGUGUCUUCAGGGGUGAAUGAGUUAACAAGUAGUGAAACAUAUUUUCAAACUGCUGCUUUUAAAUAAGAAAGAUAUGAAAAUUUACAUAUUCUUCAGUAAUUUAGAUUCUGGAUAGCUGUGAAAAUUUACAUAUACUUCUGUAAUUUAGAUUCUGGAUAGCUGUGAAAAUUUACAUGUUAUUUUGAAUCCAGAUAAUAAGUUUGAAUCUCAUCUCUAUACGUCUAGUUUUAGUUUUCAACUUCAAUAUUUUUCAAAAUGUUUGAGAUUAAUUUGUAAUCUGUAAAUUGUAAUCUGAAUGGGCCUUAAACAAGCAGGCCCUGGUGAACAUUAUUGUGUGUGGCUUUUAUGUUAGAUCACAAGUGUAUGUUAUGUAUUUAUCACAAGACUACUUCAUUAUACAGUGUAAACAACCAGCCCUAAUUUUGUGUAUCGCCUCAUACGUACCAUGUGUAUCACCGCCUGUGAUGUUAGAUUAAAAUGUGACGUUAUAGACAUUAAGGUGAUACUGUGAUGUCACACAACGUAUAUAAAUCCAGAUUGUGAGUGGAAUCAUGUUUCUCAUGAAUAUAUGAAGAACUUGAUGACCUGUUUCAAGAAUAACUGAAAUUUGUGAAAUAUUUAUAAAGAUUGAUGAAAUCAUUGCCAAAGCUCUGUUUCGUACAGCAGUCUUUCAUUUAGGACUUAUUUUAUCAGUCAUAUAAUAGAUGAGUCAAUGGACAGUACUUAACCCUUUCACCGUUAUGUAACUUUAGUUAACUCUACCAUGCAUUGCAUGAUCUGGGUUAGUCCAUUAUGAUCUACAGUGGUGAAAGGGUUAAGUUAGAAAUUUAAAAAAAACUGUUAUUUGACAUAUUCAUUAUAAUAGUGCUUGUGAAAUUUAACACUUACUAUAUAUGUCUUUGUUGUAUUGUCACAGUAGCAAGUAGCAUUAUUUUUAAUAUUGACAAGGGCAAUUAUAAUGUUAUAAUAGCUGUCUUAUAUUUAAUGGUACACAUGAACAUGAUUGUUGUUGUGGGUAGUGCAGUGCAUGUCUAGUUCUGUCAGAAAAUUACCACAAUAAUAAGGUGUUGGUGAAAAUAACAUAGCUACCAUUUUAACACUUCCAUUCACAAUUGUAAUUUAGAUGUAAAGUUGGAAAGAUGGUAACAUUUUAUUUAGAUUGCAUUCAGUUAAUAUAUAUACAUUACCAUACUAGUGUAUGUACCAAAAUACACGCUUUUCUUAAAUUAAACACAAAGUAUAUUACAUUGUGUCGUCUUAUUAAGCAUUGCUAUUUGAUAUUACCAUGUUUUGCAACUAAGAUAUUUUGUAUCUUAUCUCAGUGCAAAGUUGCUGGAAAGUUAUUUCAGGAUAGCAUCAGGAGUGAAUUUACCUGAUUGCUCAUACAUGUAUUAGUAAUAUUUUGUAUGACUUUACCAGUAUAGAUUACCCAUCUUCAUACAGAGUCUUAUCUGUUGGAACGACAUAACUCCCGGAAAACAUAGUUACAAAUUACAUUCAGUGGGAUAAAAGACAUAACUCCCGCAAAACAUAGUUACAAAUUACAUUUAGUGGGAUAUCUACAGUUCAUACUGAUAAUGCAAUUAUCAUAAGGAAACAGAAAGAACAAAUUAUAAGAACGACACAUUUAAAAUACUACUGUAUUAAAACGUUUUAAUUCCCAAUCAAAUCCUGGUUCAUUUUGAUUUAGUAUGGAUUUUUCCCCAUUUUUUGCAAUGUGUAUGAGGGAGCAGCAAUUUGUGAUAUUAUUGAAUCAUAUAAUUUGUACAAAUUGUUAACAAUUAUUAAGCAUUAAACUGCCUUCUUUUGAAAGUUAUUGUCGUAUAAUUCUCACAGGAUUGAAGACAAAUUGAAUAACACACAUUUUUUUAAAUUUAAGUUUUUCUUCUAUUUUCCAACCUGUUAUCACAUUUCAAAGUCAAAUUUCGCGCUGUGUGUCAAUGGUACUUGUUCUUGUGACGUCACGAGUACACGCAAUCGUUCCUGGCAACAACAUAUAGUUUGUGAAAUAAACAAAAAAUAAACAAUUUAAUCAACAUAUUCUAUCGUGAGGAUAUUCAACUUCUAUACAACAUAACUACAUAAAUUGUUGCGAGUUACAUUGAUCAUCGGUCAAAACAGUUCUUCAUGUCGUCACGGACACGUCCUUCAUAUCACUACACCCAUGGCAUUAUGUGAGAAUUAUGAUCUGAUAUCUUUCUAUUUUGUUUGGUAAGGUUAUAUAGUGUCAAUGCAGAGAAAAGGGAAAUAUUACAAGUUGGAUAUGUGUCACCCUGGUGGAGAUUUUCUCUUCAGUUACUCAAUACAAUGUAAGAUUAGUUAAUCAGAGGUGCUGGGUCGGUAGUUGGGAAAAAAUCAUUGACCUAGGUUACGUAUUUUGAUGCAGAAAUUUUGAAUAUUUUUGUUAUGUUAUGUGUCAAUGUGAUUGCAGUCUUUCUUGUGACCGCUUUUGAAAUUAUUUAAAGGUAAAUAUGUGUUUAACCACUGCACCAGACAUUCCUGUAGUUUGAUUGAUGAGAUCAUCUACUUUAACCAAACUGGGUUGUUCUGAUGAUGUUGACUAAUUGGCCAAUCAGUAAUGAUCAUCAAUUACAGAUUGUCAUGAUAGAUAGACUGAGAAAAACUUCCAAUCAUGUUUUUGUAAAUAUUGGAGUCGAGCAAAAUCAUACAUAAUGCUAGGAAGUACAUUUUUAUAACAAGAUUUCAAUUCAAUCCCAGUAGCCCCCUAUAACUGAAACCAUGAAUGUAUUGCCUCCCCAAGCAAUGCAAAAAAAGUGAGGAAAACGACAUAAAAUAAAGGUGACAUGAACCCUUCUGAUUAUUGAUUUGUAAUUAAUCAUUGUUAUAUUUAAUCAUUAUUUUUACUUGUAUAAAAGUGAUUCAUGGUAGCCGACUACAUGUAGCAGAUUGACACUGUUGUGUGUUGUGUCACUUUCAGAGUUUGGUACACAGCAUAUCACCACUGGGUCAGUCCGCUAGGUAUUAAUAAUAUAUUUCCUAUCCCGGUAUAAACAGCUACAUUUAUGUAGUAUAUUCAGCACCAAGACAGUGAUACUGCCCCCAAGACUUUGACCUCUAAGAGGUUCCUCAUUGUUUAAGUUAUACAUAACAAUAUAAAUAGUAAGGGGAAUCCUAUAUGGGACAACGUUGUAACAACUCGGGAGUGCUUCCCCGGUAAGUGAAGUAUAGUGAUACGGAUAAAUGUCUGUUAAAACGUGUCUUAUAUUUGAUUGCAAUCAUCAUCAUGUACAAUUUAAUUAUUUACCAGUUUGUGGAAGAUAUAUGUAGAUGUAUCAGACUGGUCCAUACAAAAUAGGUUUACAUGUAUAUGAUGUUACUGGUACUGUAAGCACUUUUUGACUUGUACCAAGUAUCGCCAUUGGCGUUUUUACGCAUAAUAUUAUUUCUAGAACCUGGACUCUUCAGCUAUCUUUGAAAUAGUCUUUGGCAAUAGUUGCUGUAUGGUGAGAGCUGAUUCAAUCUCAAGAAAUCGUACUUCUGAAUAGAAAUCUGAUCAAAUAUGCAUCUACCUUAUAUUGUCCUCUUAUUCCAGAUUACGUUUACAUUGCCAAGGUUUGUUUUUCGUCAAACUGUAAGACCAGGCCCUUUCUAUAGUAUGCUACCCGUCAAAUUGUAUAUGUUUAUCUGAUGUUUUUGUCCAAAAUCAUUGUCCAGCAAAGACAAAAAUACGAAAUAUUUGUAACCUGCAAUUUACAUGUACUUGCAAUAUUUCUUAGAAGGAUAUUCCUCGAUCACAUACAAUUAAGUCAUUAUUUAAGAUGUGUUAUAAUCUGUAGAUAAGUAGAUUGAAACCAUACUCUGCCAAUGUCAUACUAUGUUAAACCGUAUGCAAUAAACCCAUCGAUGCUUUUGUCAAAUCA